Xenia sp. Carnegie-2017 is the source of this 2147-nucleotide messenger RNA. RefSeq lists its product as uncharacterized. NCBI's taxonomy places the organism in Eukaryota, Metazoa, Cnidaria, Anthozoa, Malacalcyonacea, Xeniidae. The record is from RefSeq and is a predicted model, not a curated record. The transcript has 8 exons. The coding region runs from base 1221 to 1844 and encodes 207 amino acids.
AAGCAUUGGUACCAACUUGAUGACUGCAUCGAAUCGGGUGACUCAAUACAAAUAUGGCGGCUAACUAUUUCACGAUGCACGCGCGUUUCGAUUGCUGUUUUCACUAUGAUAACGGCCGUAGAUGACUAUGAUAUUGCAGGAAAAAUAAUAUUCUAUCAUCAUUAAAAGUAAAGAGUUUUUAAAGACGACCAUUUGCUUUGUUUGUAAUGGUUUUGAAAGUGAUUCAAUUGUCGUAGGAGUGAGCGGCAGAAAACAAAUUAUGUCAGGCAAAACAUGUGUCUGGUUAUGUGAACAGACAGGAUUCAGAAAGUGAAGUGGGAGAUAGUACUGCAAUGAUCUUUGUGGGUAAAACUGAAUUUCAGGAUGUACUGUUCUGUUUAGAACAUAGGUACGGUAAUGCUCACAAAACUCUUUUGUGUACAAGAUUUCAGCAGCAAAAUACACCCUUUCAAUUGAUGAGUUUAAAACAUGGAUUGAUUUAAUCUCAGCAAAAACAGGCAGAAAAUUGUUGAAGCCCACAUGGAUAAUUGCCCCAAUUUUGUAGAGUGUUCCAAGGAAUUUUACCCAGGAAGUCCUAUAAAAGAUAGUACAUACUUUAAAAUUUUCAUUUAAUGAUUUAAACACCUCUGAAUUGUCCACGUUAUUGGAAAAGAAUGGAGUGGAUAAUGAAGUCAUUGAAAAAUUUCAAGCUGCAGAGAUUGAUGGAGAACUCUUUCCAACAUUGACUAGAGAAGAGUUUAGUGACAUGUUUAAGAAUCUUAGACAAAAGCGUGCUGCUAUUGCAGUUUGGUCGAAACUUUCUGGCAUGGUGUUUGAUUCUAAUGGAAAUCCCAUGCCCCAAAAGAAAAAAAGCUCUGCUUCAUCUACUUCUGCCUCAUGUACUACUUCCCAAGAAUUGCUUGAAGUCAUUAUUUCAGACUCUCCGAUUCAAAAAAUUGAUCUAUAACCGAUUCAAAAAAUUGCAAAGAAAGAGAUAUAACACGCCUGUUACCAAUGUCUCGCAAACUAAAGGCAAAACAGCAAAGAAAAGGAACAGUCACUGUUGGACGAACGUUCCCGAGCCGUGCGAAAGUGAAGAUCUUACAGCAGUUGUAUCAAAAAUAAAAAAGGAGUGGCAGUCAGCUAAAAAGGAUCAUGAAUUCAGGAGUUGAUGGCUGCAUGCUAUUCUUCAGAGAUCGCUUGUCUUGGAAGACGUCAGAAGAAUAGUGAAAGUUGUUGAAAUGUUCCCUCCUUUAACAAAUCUGCUAUACAUCAAGGCUGAAUUUGCAGAAGUUAUGGGGAAUAAAGACGUAGCUACACAGGUAAAGGAAAACUUCAAAAAAGUCUGGCGUCACAGGCUGUUGGCAUAUGCUGAGAAAAACGGUGGUAAACAUUCAGAAGACUUGAAAAAAAUGCACAAUGCUAUUGACAGUGGUAUCCUUGAAGAAGGCGAAUGUGCUGGUAGAGCAGCUAUCAAAAUCGCUCAAAUUGUCUUCAAGCAGCCAAACAGCAGGAUGACGCCUCAUGUUAAAGAAGCUGUUAUCAAAGUUGUUAAGAAUGGCGCUUUCCUUGAUGAAAAAAUAAGAACCCAAAUUCAACCUUGUAUUUUGGUAGUGGAUGACCUUUAUCAAAGUGACACUAUAUAUGUGGUGGCAGAAGGAAUAGUUUUGUGCCAUGUAACGACCAAAAAGAUUGGCGAUGCUCUGGUUGCUUUGUUGGCCACGUACUAUAUGUACAAUAUAAAAUACAUUGAAGGCAUGAAUGUCUAUAGCUUUCUUGACAUGGCAUUAUUGGGAAUUAUCCCAGAGAAGUGUCCAUCUUCUGUGAAAAGUUUAGUUGGAGUGUUAUCAAAUGUGUUCAACUAAUCAUGAAUGCAUAUGGCUAUAUAGAUUAUGUUUUAUUUCAAUUCUUUUUUGUGAAGUUUAAUUUGAGUGAGAUAAAAAUAUGUGCAUGUAAAGUAUAUUAAUGAAGGUGUUAAGCACUUAUGUGCUUACGUAUAUUAUACGAGUCUUGUUUAUUGUAAGCUUUCAGUAAUUUCAUUUCUUUCCAUGGCAAGGGGCUGCUUCUUAGCCAUUGCCGAUUUGAUGAGAUAAUGGGGCUAAAUUGGCUAUUCUGUCUAGAGCUGAAUUUCACACAAAAUAAAUUUAUGCGUUUACUUUACAAGAUAA